Messenger RNA from Eriocheir sinensis (Chinese mitten crab), 2641 nucleotides. Its product is annotated as carboxypeptidase B-like. NCBI's taxonomy places the organism in Eukaryota, Metazoa, Arthropoda, Malacostraca, Decapoda, Varunidae. The transcript is spliced from 13 exons. Gene Ontology annotation, molecular function: metallocarboxypeptidase activity; zinc ion binding. The coding region runs from base 52 to 2073 and encodes 673 amino acids. The record is from RefSeq and is a predicted model, not a curated record. Gene Ontology annotation, biological process: proteolysis.
AACCACAUCGUACGUUGCCUCCUCGUGGUCUGGACAGGUCGAAGGGGCGAGAUGAAGUGCACGACGGCGGCGGUGGCGGUGACUGUCGUGGCGAUGGUGGUGGUUGAGGGGACGCCGUUAGUAGGUGUUCAGCCUGUCUCCUACUCAGGGUGGAAGGUGUUGGAGGUGCAGCUCGGGGCGGCGGUGGAGGGAGUCACCGCCGCGGACAGCCCUGGCCUCGACCUGACCGAGAUCGACGACGGCGCCUCCGUGCAGGUCCUCACCCAGAACAGACGCGCAGGCACGGCCGAGCUAGCGGUGUCCCCCUCGGCACUGCUUCGCGUCACUCAACACCUGGAGACACGCGGCGCACCUUACACCACCAUCGUUGACGACUUGGGCAGUCAGCUUCAAGAGACCCGCCAGAACCUUCGCUCGGAGCCGCUACUGGACGGGGACUUGACGCUCUCUCGCUUCAUGACCUACGAUGAGAUCAAGACCCACGUGGAGGCGCUGCAGGGGCGACAUCCGCGGCAGGUCAAGGUGGAGGUGGCGGGCCGGAGCGUGGAGGGCCGCCCCAUCCACCUCGUCACCCUCACCGACGACGUGGCUAACGCUCACGCCGCCAGGAAGCCCGUCGUGUUUGUAGAGGGAGGUAUCCACGCCCGCGAGUGGGUGAGCCCCUCGGCGGUGCUGGGCGUGGUGAACAACCUGCUUCAGACGCCGAACCUGACGGCGGGGCUAGAGUGGCGGAUCAUGCCGCUCGUCAACCCGGACGGUUACCUGGCCAGCUGGCGGAAGAAUCGCCUCUGGAGGAAGAACACUGCCAGGACCUCCGGCACCAAGUGUGUGGGGGUCGACCUCAACAGGAACUUCGGCUACCACUGGGGAGAUAUCGGAUCGAGCAGCAACCCGUGUUCGCAGCUGUACCGCGGCCCCCACGCCUUCAGUGAGCCCGAGGCGGCGGCGGUGCGGGACGCCAUGCUCGAACACAAGGCUCGGAUCAAGGCGUACGUCACCUUCCACUCCUACGGCCAGCUGAUCCUCUACCCCUGGAGCUACACAUAUGACAAACACGACAACAAUGACAGGAUGGCGGCGCUGAGCAACGGCAUGGCGGAGGCGAUCAACAGAACCAACGGAGAGGAGUACACUGUUGGCCAUCUCGCUCAGGUGCUUAACCCUGUGGGAGGCACCUCGGGGGACUGGGCGGUGGCCGAGGCACACGUCCCCCUCGUGUUCGUCCUGGAGCUGCGGGACCGGGGCCUCACCAGGUUCAGCCUCCCAGAGAAACUGAUCCAGCCCACGGUGAACGACGCGUGGCAGGCAAUUAAAUACCUGGCGGAGGAGUUGCUGAGGGAGAACACGCCCUCGUCCACUGGGGAGACACCGACCCCUCAACCCACCCCCCAGGAAUCCCCAGAAACUACCACGGAGGCGCCCGCAGAGGUGACAGAAGGGGAGGUAAAGGUAGAGAGCCAAACACCUGCCGACGUGAAUAAGGUCUCAGAAGGGAGCCAGAAACCAGGGAACCAAGAAAUACUAGAAACCACAACCAGAGAAUCAAAACCAGAAAUCCAAGGAGUACCAGAAACCACAACAGAGGCGCCCACAGAGGUAACAGAAGGACAGGUAAAGGGAGAUAGUCAAGCACCUGUCAAAAUAAAUCAAGUCUCAGAGGGAAACCAAAAACCAGAGACCCAAAAAGAACCAGAAACCACUACAAAGGUGCCCAUGGAGGUGGCAGAACAGGUAACAGAAGGACAGGUAAAGGGAGAUAGUCAAACACCUGUCAAAAUAAAUCAAGUCUCAGAGGGAAACCAAAAACCAGAGACCCAAAAAGAACCAGAAACCACUACAAAGGUGUCCAUGGAGGUGGCAGAACAGGUAACAGAAGGACAGGUAAAGGGAGACAACCAAACACCCGUCAACGGAAACCAGGCACUCUCAGAAGGAGACCAGAAACCAGAGAACCAAAGAGAACUAGAAACCACUACAGAGGUGCCCAUGGAGGUGACAAAAGGACAGGUGACAGGACAGGUAAAAGUAGACAACCAAACACCCGUCAACGGAAACCAGGUACUGUCAGAAUGAAACCAGAAACCAGGGGACCAAAGAGUACCAGAAACCACAUCACAGGCGCCUACAGAGGUAACGGGACAGAUGACUGGACAGGUAAAAGUAGACAACCAAACACCCGUCAACGGAAACCAGGUACUGUCAGAAUGAGACCAGAAACCAGGGGACCAAAGAGUACCAGAAACCACAUCAGAGGAGCCCACGGAGGUAACAAGACAGGUAAAUGGAGACCCCCAAACACCUGUCAACGUGUACCAGAAGCCAGAGAGCCAAAGAGUACCAGAAAUCACUAGCACAGAGGCGCCCACACCCACCACAGAGACCGGACAGCUGGGGGAGGGAGACAACAAGAUACCGGUAAAGAAGGAAACUAGGAUUUGAAAACUUAAACCGAACAAAAUAUGAAAGUGAGAAGCCGUGACGAAACUUUCAGGUACUAGAAAACAAAAAUCAUGAACAAUUAGACAGUACUAUUAUAACCAUUAUUUAUCAUUAUUAUUGUUGUUGUUGUUAUUAUUAUUAUUAUUAUUAUUAUUAUUAUUAUUAUUAUUAUUAUUAUUAUUAUUAUUAUUAUUAUUAUUAU